This is a messenger RNA of Thrips palmi, 1415 nucleotides long. Its product is annotated as DNA repair protein RAD52 homolog. The record is from RefSeq and is a predicted model, not a curated record. Gene Ontology annotation, biological process: double-strand break repair via homologous recombination; double-strand break repair via single-strand annealing; mitotic recombination. The coding region runs from base 126 to 1241 and encodes 371 amino acids. NCBI's taxonomy places the organism in Eukaryota, Metazoa, Arthropoda, Insecta, Thysanoptera, Thripidae. The transcript has 6 exons. Gene Ontology annotation, cellular component: nucleus.
AUUGACCGGCACAUGUUUUUAUUCAAAUUCUUUGUUUUGAUCUGGCUGCUAGCUGCGACGUGUUCGUUUCCUCGAAACAUUUAAGAUACUUUUGCACCUUGGGAUUAUGAACAGUUUUCUCUAGAAUGGAUCCAGAAAGGCUUCAAAUAGUUGACAUUGUCAACAAAAUAUUUGGUGAAUCGGGUUGGAGUUUCAGUAUUUCUAAUGUCGCCGUUGAUUAUAUUGAUGACAGCCGCUCAGGAAAUUAUUCUGCUGGUGCAUCUGCUGUAGUACGGGUUCAGCGUUCCAAUGGGGUUUUUCGAGAAGACAUUGGAUUUGGAUCAAAUUGGGGCCCUAACAAAGCUGAUGUUAUUGCAAAAGCUAAGAAGGAUGCUGUUACAGAUGGUUUAAAAGGUGCUGUAAUUAAUUUCGGAGGUGACAUGGCUCGACAAGUGCACUCAGUAACUCCAAGAAAAUCUAUGACUGAAAAUUUAAGGGUCUCGUCAGGCCUCCAAGGCCCUAGCUUAAUAGCUCAGUCAAAUGCUCAGCCUGCUAACCAACACAAUGGCAAAGCAACCAGCCCUUCUCAAGCACCUGUUCUAAAAAGUUCAGUUUCUAGGUCUUUAGGUAUGGAAAUCUUUUAUCUUUUUGAUUUUUCACCUUUGCUGAUGGCAAAUUUGUUUGAAUUCUACCUCAAGAUAUUGUUUAUCUUUUCCAACUUAGCUCCCACUAAACAACCUCCUGUGCCUCAACCUACAUCCCCCCUUGCUGUUGCAUUACCACGCCAACCUCAGGCUUCAACGGUUUCCAAAAACACAUUGUCGGAAGAGGAAUUGGCUAAAAUGGAGAGGAUAAAGAGGCAGCAACAACGCAAGGAAGAAUUUCUAAAGAAACAUCAACUUGAGCAAGCGCAAGCUCAGUCAAAAUCUCAAGACAAGGGAACUACUCAACAGUCAAGUCGAGAACCUCUUAAAGAACAGCAAUCUCGGAAUCAACCGAGUUCUUCAUCGAGAGGUAAUGGACCAAAUGGAUUGAUAGAAGCGGAUGAUGAAGUAAUGCUCUCCACUCAGGACAUGGAAGCCAUUUCAGCUAUUGCUGCUAAUAACACAACAAAUAUUUCUAGGCAUUCUCCUAUGCUUUCAUCCCCUUCCAUAACAAGAAAUGUUGGCUCAGAGCCUGCUAAACCACAGCCUACUAGACCCAGCAAGCGACCAGACCUGAAUAAUUUUGCAUUUAAUCCAGAGAAGAAGCAAAGAAGUUAACAGAAUAGGUAUUAGCUUCUAUUGUAAAUGAUCGUCAUGUAAAUAAUGAGGUUCUUUUUUUGAGUUUUUCACUCAUAAAUUUAACUUGGUGUAUCAAUGAGUAUCAAUGAUUUUCAAUUCUAUGUGAAAACCAUUAAAUUUGAGAUUCUUGUUGAUAGAUGAUAAGAGACAAAA